Molecule: messenger RNA, 1765 nt
Organism: Annulohypoxylon maeteangense
Lineage: Eukaryota; Fungi; Ascomycota; Sordariomycetes; Xylariales; Hypoxylaceae
Exons: 1
Coding region: 94-1635 (513 amino acids)
Source: RefSeq, a predicted model, not a curated record
AUCUCCAUCAGGAUGUGUUUCGAUUGAUCCGUCAGGAGGUUUGACUAAGGAGUCGGGAUAUAGUAUUUUUCAUGACGAUCCGGGUCACACACAAUGCAACUGGUGCUUUAUAGAAAGCAUUCCUCGCUUCAGUUUGUGCUACUUCUGUUUUUCUCAACAUUCACUCCUUUUUGUUCUGCCAGCGUGAUACAAGACCUUCAUAGCAACUACUACGAUCCGCCGCCGUCGCCUGAAGACGGUCCUCCACUCUCGGCCGGUGCCUUGAGGGAUACAACUUACCUUCCCGCGCAGAUUGGUGGUAUAGUCGGAUCAUAUGCUCUUUCACUCGUUGUAGUUGCUGCUCUCCUUCUUAUCCUAGCAAAGAAGCGCCGCGAACACCUCACGGCAGGAGAAGAAGACCUCGAGGGCCAGUAUCCAUAUUCAUUCGCUUUUCCACCGCCUCAGCUCGCAGACGCCCAAAAUACUCAAUACGGCCUUGAUCCGCCUAAAUCGCCAAUCAAGAAUUUCUCAUAUCCGACCCCGCCAACACCAUUGACCGACACAGGGCCGACAAGUCCUUACAUUGUUCCGUCGCUUCAUUCCACCAGCACUCUUGGUGUUAACCCGUUGGUAGACCCACGAGUCGUUGCAGCAGACCGCGAAAUGGCGCAACAACAGCUAGAAGAGAUGUACAGGCUCGUGAUGGAGCAGGAGGCUGCGAAGGAAGCAGGUGUCACUUUAGAUCAACCACCAGCGCCAUUGUCGUCCCAACAACAAGCUCCAAAGCAGGGGAUUCUAAAGAGGGGCAAAAAUAAGCCCGCGAACCUCGACCUACAGGCUGGAGCAGAGAAACCUCAAUCUAGAACAUCUUCAAUCUUAUCUGCUUUUAAAUCCCCUCGAAAGAAGAAUGUAAAAGGUAUCAGCAUCUCGUCGCCAAUCAUGACACCGAUGUCGGGUACUUUCCCGCGCCACGAGGAAGAAGAAAUGAGCUCAAUUCCGCCUCGUCAUUACGCACCCGCAUCCCCGCCUCCGAUUCCGACAGAUCAGAUACCAUAUGCACGGGCCAGCAGGCAGCACAUAGUGGCUCCUAUCACUCCCCCGGAUAUCUCGCCCGAGAGCACUCAAAGCAUUGACGAACGUCUGGGUCAUAUGCGCAAUAACUCGCAGUAUACAGACCCUGACCCUGUUUCUGCCAUCUCCGCCAUCUCGGAUCGAUCCACUGCACCGCUUGUUGGUCUACCUUCGUCACCAAAGCCAGGUGUCAACAGAUUCCCUUCCCUGCCAGCGUCUCCAAAACCCGGUGCUACGUUCCCAACUUCACCCCGGUUAGAACAGUCUUUCUCGCGACCCAACGCGCCAUCAGCAGUUCGAACUGGUGGGGCGCUCCCGCUGCGAGCUUACGAGCCUGCUCUCAGCUCUCCUUCGGCACAGACAACCAAGCAAACAACGUUUGAAAGGGCAAUGCCUCUAUCGCCUUCGGGAUUACGAACCCCUUGGACGGGUGCACCAGUGCCUUACACACCAUACCAGCCAUUCUCGCCUGUGGUUCCAAUUACACCAUCGUUAGUGACGAAAGCAGACAGAAAGAGGAUGAAGCAGUUACAGCCCAAGACACCAACCGUGGAGAUGGUCAAGAGCAGUGACGAAAUGUGGUAGACAUGGGUUUAACGGGUUUAUUGGGUUGCAAUGAUUGCAAUGGAAGGUCUCGUAGGGCUCAUCCUGGUCUGAGCCUGUUUCCCGGCGUUUUUUUAUAUGGGCUUGUGUUUCAAAAUGUGAUGAAUGACGU